This is a messenger RNA of Tupaia belangeri chinensis (Chinese tree shrew), 1451 nucleotides long. RefSeq names its product elongin-C. Lineage: Eukaryota; Metazoa; Chordata; Mammalia; Scandentia; Tupaiidae. Gene Ontology annotation, biological process: ubiquitin-dependent protein catabolic process. The record is from RefSeq and is a predicted model, not a curated record. The transcript is spliced from 5 exons. Bases 309 to 647 code for a protein of 112 amino acids.
CGGCCUGUGACUGGCCUAUCCUACUGCGGGCAGGGGAGCACUGUGCGCUUUCCCCCCGACGGAAGUAGGCUGUGCGCGUCCCGCCUCACCAGAUACUGCUCUCCCGCGCUUCCCAGAAAUCGUCUGUGACCCAGCGGAAGUAGUUCCUCCCGCUGCCCCGGAACCCACCCGGGUAGGCAGCUGGGUGGGGGGGGUGGCCCUGGAUUAGGGGCUGUGGCGGUACGCGGGGACUCCGCUUCGGUGGCUCCAGGGCUGACGAAAAACUACUAAAGUUCCUGUGAAGCAAAGUAAAAGUUCCUAAGAACAGAAUGGAUGGAGAGGAGAAAACUUAUGGUGGCUGUGAAGGCCCUGAUGCCAUGUAUGUCAAAUUGAUAUCUUCUGAUGGUCACGAAUUUAUUGUAAAAAGAGAACAUGCACUAACAUCAGGAACAAUAAAAGCCAUGUUGAGUGGCCCAGGUCAGUUUGCUGAGAACGAAACCAAUGAGGUCAAUUUUAGAGAGAUUCCUUCACAUGUGCUAUCAAAAGUAUGCAUGUAUUUUACCUACAAGGUUCGCUAUACUAACAGCUCCACCGAGAUUCCUGAAUUCCCAAUUGCACCUGAAAUUGCACUGGAACUGCUGAUGGCUGCGAACUUCCUAGAUUGUUAAAUAAAAUAAAUUAUAAUAAACUGUUAACUUUUUUCAGUAUUUAAUACCUGUAGUUCAAUUAGUAAUUUUUUUCAUAUUUAGCAUGUUGCCUGUCUGCAGUUGAAAUAUAAAAGUUUAUUGCAAAGCAGAUUAUCUUCUGUUUCUUUGCAUAGCAAUCAGAGUCGAAUUUGUUUGCUACAUCAAGGACGUUUUCACAAACAGAAAUAAACAAGUAUGCCAAUUCGUAGGUGGUUUUGCCUUAUCCUUUGGAUGUAACUUUUAAAAUUAGAGCAGUGAUGACAGUAAAUACCGAAACUUAGGUAUAAAUGAACAUGUUCUACAGGUAAAUAAUGGGGCUAAGUAUUUUUAUGUUUCUAGUGUUUUUUUAAAACCUAUUCUGAACUUAUAGCCACCAUUAGCAUUACUAGAGUUAUGCAAAUAAUUGCAUUAUAAACAUGUUUAUAUUAAUAACUUAGCCAAAAUAUUGAUUUUUAUAACUCUCAGAGAAUAAGAGUUGAAAUUUCUUAUGUGUCUUUUGAUAAACUGCAGUAUUGUUUACGUAUAUCUUUUUGUUUAUUGCUACAACUUAAGAACUUUAUUUAAAAGCAAUUUUGGAAGGUUACCAGGUUAAGAUUUCAGAACAGUAAAUUUGAACUGUAGCCAUGUGGUCAAUAAGGAAACUACAUGGCUUAGGAGUUCUUGUGCAUUGUGCAUUUGGGGCAUUUCAAAGUACUGUACUUUCAUUGACUGUAAAGCUUCCUUUGCGAUUUUCAUUCUUCCUUCAUAGUCCCUUGUUGUGAUUAAACUUGUGAUUGUUUAAAUGUG